Caenorhabditis angaria is the source of this 1405-nucleotide messenger RNA. The record is from the annotation of a GenBank genome assembly. NCBI's taxonomy places the organism in Eukaryota, Metazoa, Nematoda, Chromadorea, Rhabditida, Rhabditidae.
AUGGGAGCAGCCUAUUUACCUGACGUCUGGAAUGACGAUGUUACAAUGCAUGGUCUUUUAUCAGUUAUAAAAGAAAGAUCAGUUAAUAAAGUAGAUUAUGAUCGCAAAGUCAAAUUUUGGUCUGAAACCAUCUUCGAUUCGUGUAUUGGGGAACGUAAUGCAGUAUUUGAUUUGGUUUCUUUGAAAAAACGAUUUCGGCGAGGAGAUCGAGUUCCAGCAAGUCUUCCAGUUGUUCUCGAAUACAUGAAAAAGUAAGUUUUUUCCAUUUUUCUAGGCAAAUCAAAUCGAAGAUAAAAAUCUAAAAAUAUUUUCAGAAACAAUGAAAUUCAAACGUUGAAUGAAUGGAAAGAUAGUCAUUCUGGAUGGCUUGGUUGGGGUUUAUCGGUGACUCGAAAUUGGAUGUUUGGAUCAUCGUCUGAUAGCGAGAAAUUUGUUCAUAUUCCAACAAUUAAGGUUUGAAUUUUAAUUUUUUUCAAAAUUUUGAACCCAGUUUUCAUUUUCAGAAACAAGCAGAUGAUGUUCUCAAAAUUUACAACGAAGAACUUCGAUCAGAAGUUGAUUGCACGGGUGAAGUCGUGGCUUACAAUGAGUUUUUUGAACGGGUUAGAAAUGUCAUUGCUACUUCUGAAACUUUCGAUAUUGUUCUGGAACAUUUGAGUGACAUUGGUGAAUUGACAAUCGGAAACACUUCGAAUGGAGAAAAAGUGUUGAAAUUCAAAGAUCAUGGAAGUCAAGAUCCUGUAAAGUUCACUGAAGCUGAUGCAAGUUUAGUUGAUAUUCGAAAAGCUAUGAACAAAUUGGAUAGAGAAAUUCAACAAUUGGAAGAAAAAGUAAAGAAAUAUGAUCAACAAUGUCGAACUCUUCUUCGAAAUGGAGAUAAACAAAGAGCUCAAAAUUUCUUGAGACAAAGAAAACGGGCUGAAAAAGAUAUGGCUGACAAAGAUGCACAAUAUCAGAAACUUCUUACAAUGCUUCAUCAAAUAUCAUCAGCUAAAAAUAACAAAGAUGUUUUGAAGGCAUAUCAAUCAGGAACUGCUGCAUUUAAAGCAACAUUAGCCAGACAAGGAUUGACACCUGAUAAAAUACAUGAAACAAUGGAUGAUGUUGCAAGUUCUUUGGACGAAUACAAAGAAAUCGAAGAAGCUAUUUCUUCACCAUUUGCUGAUCGAUCUUCAGUGAAUGAUGAUGAAUUAGAAAGGGAGUUAGAUGAUCUUUUGAAUGCUCACAAGGUAAAUAGUUUCUGGUUGAUAGUCAUUUCACAAAAUUCGGUUUUCAGAAUGACUCUCUUCAUCUUCCUGAAGCUCCAACAAAUCGAUUCGGUUUAUUCGACGACAAUCAAGAUGAGGUUGAGACGGAGCAACAACAACUGGAGAGAAGAUUAGCUCGUUUGAGAGAAACAGCAUAA